CACGACGAGAUUUAUGUUGGCUGCCCUUUUCGCAGUCAGAAUAACCAAACCAAAGUUCGAUCAUGUGCUGAAUGUCUCGUGUAAACAACGGAUUUUUUGGUUAUGGCUUCGUCCCCGAAUUUUGAUUUAAAAGAGCGAUUAGAUAUUAGUUUGAAAGAUACAGCGGCUCUAAGUUCACUAUGCAGAAAUAUAGCUUUCGAAAUAGAAUCAGGUUCCAUGAAACUUUGUACAUUUGUGGAGAUACUAGGUUCCUACAUGACAGACCAAAAUGUUCUUACCAGGGAGAAGGGGGUUACGGCUCUUUCCUCCGUUUUGUCGCAUCUACCCCAAGAUUAUCUCACUGAAUCAGAAUUGUAUUUUAUUACAACGUUUUAUUGCGACAGGAUGAAGGAUCAUUACAGUAUUAUACCAUCUGUACUAAAUGGUAUCCAAGCAAUUGUGUAUAUGACUCAUUUACCUCACACUGCACCAUCGUCCUUAUUAAAAGUUAUGUUUGAACAUGUACAAUGUCAGUCUCAGCUGUUACCUGAACGUUGCAAAAUAUAUUUAAUACUUAAAAAUUUGAUAGAGAAUAGAUCAGACGAUUUGAGAUCUAUGGGACCAGAUUUAGUUUAUGGUGUUAUCAGCUCUAUGGAUGGUGAAAGAGAUCCGAAUAAUCUCAUGCUACUGUUCAAUAUGCUACCACAUUUUAUAAAAGAAUUUCCAUUGGGUCAUUUAACGGAAGAGAUGUUUGAAGUUAUGGCGUGCUAUUUUCCAGUUGAUUUUAAUCCUUCUGGCGUGGAGGAUCUAAAUGUAACACGAGAAGAUUUAGCAGAAAAAUUGGUGCCCUGCUUAUGCGCUGUACCAGAGUUUGCAGAUUAUUGCUUACCCCUUAUACUUGAUAAAUCAUAUUCUACUCUCAGGGUUGCUAAACUUGAUUCUUUAAAUCUACUACGUGAAAGUGUUCAAACAUUUGGGCUGUCAAAAAUAGAAUCUUACCUACCAGACUUGUGGACAACUUUAAAGAAAGAAAUAGUGCCAGGAAGAGACGUCGAAAUAAGAGACGUGGCUUUACAAGCGAUGACAUCUUUAAUUAGAGUUACAUCGAUCGAGGAAAAUAUUUGCAAAAAUUUUAUUGACAAAAUAAUCGCUGAUAUAAAAUCGUCCUUGUGCGAUGUGCAACUUAGUUUGUAUAGACCUGUCCAAACGCUACUGGAAACGAUAGCCACGAUAAACAAAACAAUAUGUGUACAAAUCUUGCAAGUUGUAGUACCUCUAUGUAUCGGACAAUAUUCUACAAAGAAUUCAUUAAACGAUAAAAUCGCAUUGAUAGAAACUUUAAAUAAUUUUAUGAAAAUAUGUUCUAAUUACGAUUUCUGUAUUCAAGAUGUUCCAGAGUUAUCAUGGACGAAUAUACCUCAAACAUAUUUAGAUGGCUUGACAAUAGAAAGUUUUGAAUUAAAAAGUAAAAUAUUCUUUGGUUUAACAAUCCAAAAGGCACAUUUGAAUGACGUACAACGCUCUACAUUAUAUAAUGCGAUAUGCAAUGAAAUUGAAACAGGAUGCGAUAAAAUACAAAUUAUAUGUCACACAACUAUUAUAGAUUUUGCUGCGUUAUACCUUGAAGAAAUAUCAAUGUUAGUUAAAGAGAAAUUGUUAUCAAACUCAGAUGAAACGGACGUAGAAUUACUGAAACGUAGAAUAAAGGCUUUAUCGGCAAUUGCAAAAAUACGUCAACUAGGCUGUGUAAUACUUCCGAAAAUUGUUACGAUGUUAACAGACACCGUUGAUACCGAUAUAUGUAUCACAAUAUUACUGAAUAUCCAGAAAUUAGUUGCUUUAAAGAAAUCUGAUUACAACAUACAUCAAUUUUUAUACAAGGAAUGCCAUAUUAUUGAUAAAUUAAUUUCAUACGAGACAAAUGUUGUCGAUCACAAAAUGUUGAUAUCUAAUAUCUGUCAGUUAAUUAUACGAAGUCUUACAAUCGAAGAACAACGUGCGAUCGUAGCGAAAUACGCUGCGGCUUUAGAUACAAAAAUUCCCGAAACUGACGUAACUAUAAUGAUGAAUCUUUUCAUUUCUUUACGGAAAGAUAUCAAUUUGAACCUAAAUAAUAAUACGGUGGAAAAUCUGUACAAUCUAGCAACUAGCAAUUGCAAUCUGAAUAUAAGACAAACAAGCUGUAAAUUUCUGUCUGUGUUAUUAAAUAAGAUGAAGGUGUCGGAUCUCGAUAAGAUUGUUUCUUAUCUAGAAGACAAAAUAAAUAAUAAUUUAAAUGCGAAUAAUGACAUUGAAUUAAAGCAACAUACAGUUCACUUUCAAAUUUGGAUGACUAAAGCACUCGUCAUGAGAGGAUACGCAAAGUCUCAAUACUUUCUGGAAAAUCUAACACAUUUAUUAACUCAUGAUGAAAUAGGUCAAUUCAUAGGUGAACGAUACCAAAUUUUAGUAAGCAAAUAUGAGGAUAUUUUGAUAACGGAAAAUUUCUGCGACGUGAAAAUUUUUUAUAAACAAAGAGUGUUCGAAUAUUUGUUGCGACAAAAUAUUAAUUUGACAAGCACAACCAGACAGAAUUAUCUUAUUGCUUUGGUACAUUUAUUAGAACAAAUGCCUGAAGAAUUAUUAUUCUUGCAUUUAACUGAGUUGGUGCCGCUGUUGAUCGAAUCUCUGUCUCUUAACAAUGAACAUUUAGUUCUCUGGGCAUUGACGUCAUUUAAACUUUUACUUGAUACUAAACACGACGUGUUUUCUGAUAAUUUACAAUGUGUUAUACCAAGGCUUAUGCAAUUAUCAACGCAUCGGAUUAUGGAUGUUAGAAUUGCGGCUCUAGAAUGCCUAGCGCAUUAUAGUAAUUAUCCCAUUAUUCUAAUCAAUCCAUACAAGCAGACUGUAUUAGACAAAUUGGGGAUAAUAAUCGACGAUCGCAAACGUUUAGUCAGAAAGGCUGCGGUGGAAGCGAGGAUACGAUGGUAUCUAGUAGGUGCAUCUGGUGAACAGUCGAAGGAAUAAACGAUAUCGUUGUUUGAUUUUGUAUAGAUAUAUCUAACGAUAUCUAUGAUUUUUAUAAAUAUUUUUUGCUUUACUUUAUAUUCUGAAAAAUGUAAAUUUGUUAUAAUUAAAUAUUAUCACGUUAUAAAUCUAUAAAUUUGUAUUU
This is a messenger RNA of Wasmannia auropunctata (little fire ant), 3133 nucleotides long. It is a transcript of the gene Mms19, whose product is annotated as MMS19 nucleotide excision repair protein homolog. Bases 103 to 2988 code for a protein of 961 amino acids. The record is from RefSeq and is a predicted model, not a curated record. Gene Ontology annotation, biological process: iron-sulfur cluster assembly. The transcript has 9 exons. Lineage: Eukaryota; Metazoa; Arthropoda; Insecta; Hymenoptera; Formicidae. Gene Ontology annotation, cellular component: cytosolic [4Fe-4S] assembly targeting complex.